AUGAGCAAUAUGAACGAUCGAGUGGAACUGGAGGAUGUUAGAAUUGAUACUGGUUUUUUGAACGAAGACGGAGCGCCUGCUGGGGAAGUUUUGAGGUUACUGAAAUUCUACCGAGAAGAAGUGCUCCACUUGGUUCCUACGAGCGAUUUAGAGGUCCAGGCGACACUUGAACGUUUUGGUGCGGUGUGUGUAGCGGAGGGUGAGUCUUUGAGAGAUCGUAGGGAGAGAUUGGCGGACCUGGUUUUCCAGAAUCCCACGAUCAGAGCUCAACUAGUGCAAGAUUACAACAAUUUGAAUCCAAAAGGGGAGGGCGGACCAAAUCAGAUGGAAGAAGAUGAUGACGAAGAGUUCUACACGCCAGCAUCUGAAGCCCUGAUACAGGCCCGGCGGUUUUUGGUUCGAGACUCGCUGGACAGGGCUCGCAAAAGAUUGGAAGCGGAAGCUGAAAGAGCCAGCGUGCAAGGCACACAGGACACAAUUUUGAGCAGGCGAGUUUUAAAUUCCCAACUUGCUACGUAUGAGCUCCAGGGGUCCCAAGUCGUCUCCGGACGACCCGUUUCGAAAGUCGCAUACGCGCCUGACCAAAAACUCGCUGCAACUGGAAGCUGGAAAGGUGACAUUCAAAUUUUGAAUCCAGACACUCUACAAGUUGUACGCAGCAUUGAAAAUGCACAUGAAAAUAAAAUAGGCGGUCUGGACUGGGACUCGACUUCGCGAUUUCUCGUCUCAGGCGGAGCAGACAAUCUUGUAAAGCUCUGGGAGCCUCACUCGGACGAACCCAGCCCUCGGGCUGUCUUUAAGGGCCACGAGAAUCGUGUUGCAAAUGUUAAAUUCCAUCCUAGCGAUAGGUACGUUGCAAGUGCCUCCUUCGACAUGACGUGGAGACUUUGGGACGUGGAGACGCAAGCAGAACUGCAAUCACAAGAAGGACACUCCAAAGAGGUUUACAGUCUGGAUUUUCAAGGCGACGGCUCUCUUAUUUGCAGCGCCGGACUAGAUUCCAUAGCACGUAUUUGGGAUAUGCGAUCGGGCAAUUCGAUCAUUGUUCUCGAGGGCCACGCAAAGCCCAUCUACGGAGUAAGCUGGUCACCCAACGGCCACGUCGUAGCUACGGCUAGUGGGGAUGGCACUGUUAAAGUAUGGGAUCUACGAAGCGAAAGUCAACCUUUCUCCAUACUGGCGCACAAUAGCAUCGUGUCGGACGUGCAAUUCGAGAAGAAUCACGGACGAUUCCUUGUCUCGAGCUCCUAUGACAAGACAAUCGGAGUGUUUUCAGCAGAUUCAUGGCUCAAGCUUGCUACACUAGAGGGGCAUGCGGACAAAAUCCUUUCUGUAGACAUAGCCCGGGAGGGAUUACAUUUACUGAGCUGUGGAUGGGACAGAUCGGUAAAAAAGUGGUCAUUAUAUAAUUAA
This is a messenger RNA of Lachancea meyersii CBS 8951, 1413 nucleotides long. Lineage: Eukaryota; Fungi; Ascomycota; Saccharomycetes; Saccharomycetales; Saccharomycetaceae. The record is from the annotation of a GenBank genome assembly.